AAGAAUAGGAUGGAUGCAUUGGAGCCUACCGCCUACAACUUUUCUUCAAGGAACUCACUCUAACAACCGCUGGAAAUUUUGUUUCACUCACCCUAUGCGCCUAAAAUAGUAUGCUUGGCCCUCCCCAUCUUCUCAGAUAUCUCUUCUCAUGCCGAGUUAGUUAAAAUAGAAUCCCACAUUGGAACCCGCGCUCUCUCUGGUGGUUUCCGUACUUGCGAAACUCCAGAUGGAGGCCCAGUCACCUCCCUCCAUCUCCAAGCUGGAAACCUCAGUGGACACCAAUUCCAACGGCAUAGUAAACGGGAAUGUGGUUGUUUCACUACCUUCCUCAACCUUGACUGUACCGGCCUCUCAUUUCCAGGGUUUUGUGCCCCCAGCUCCAGAGGCGAAGGAGAGGCAUGCCGUCACUUCCCUUCUCGAGUUACUGGACACGGACAGCACUGAUGGCAGCAGUGAUGACUACAUCGAGUUUGACUUGACCUGCUUUUCCAUAUACAUUGACACCAGCUAUUUCCACAAUGAGCUUCGCCCUCUUCAACACCUUAUCUCCCGAAGCGUUCAGUGCAUGUAUUUCGAUGGUAUUUUGGGACAUGGGGACACUAGGUUUUACCUUCGCAGAGUUCCAUUCUCCAAGUUACCCGUAGGUAACUAUGGUGAAUCCAACCACACUGUUGGCGACCAGAUCUGGGUUCUGUCUAAGCUCAAUGAUGCUUUGGGCAGGAAGAUAUACUACAAGCUAGGUGUGCCUGCGCCGGAGUAUCGAAGAUUCCAUCUUCCAUUCUUAUGGAUAGUAGACCUCUCGAAACAUGUUAUCGACUACUGCGAGCAUUGCCGGGAUCACAACCAUCGUGUCACCCUCAGCGACUUUAAGUCCAAGUUCAGCACCUGGUUGAAGUCGAUGCACGGAUCCUCCACGGUGUUCGCGAAAUGGCACGCUGGCAAUCGCAACAUAGACUUCCGAGUGGCUGUUUCUGCAAGCAUCGAUUAUAUCUGGGAAGAAGCUCAUGGCCUCGAUCCAGAAAUUACAUCUUGGCAUCAUAUCUGGAAGGAAGUGAGGACUCUUGAUUACUACCAACCGAACUUUAGUCCUCACAAGCUAGCUGGGAUAUCGAAGACGAUUGUCACGCCUUAUGUUUAUAACCUAUUCUCUCACAUGGUCUUUGGCGGGAUGCUGGAAUCGAGGCAGGCGUGCGUUUCUGCUGAAGCCAAGAAGAUCGAGUUUGUUCGACAGUCCCAGUCAUCUCAGCCUUCGUUCACUCAACCUGGAGGUCCUCGUAGUACGGCACAGAGUUAUAAAGAUAAGACUAAGCUCAUUGAGAGUAUCAGGCCUGGCGAUGUUAUUUCUACGCUGCCUGACAACAACGCCACUACAGACACGGAAUGGAAACGGGAGUCGUCGAAGCACUCUGAUACAGAGUACCAUUGGUUUGGUCUCGUCCAGAAAGUCCACAUAAAGCCUUACGGAAAGCGAUCGUUUGACGUACUAUGGCUCUACCAGCCGAUCGACACACCUUGUUCAGUGAUGAAAUAUCCCUGGUCAAACGAGCUGUUCCUUUCAGAUAACUGCACAUGUCACCACCAAAUAGCAAAGGUCCAGGGACACGAAGUCAUUUCUACUCAUGAAGUAGAGUGGUUUGGUAGCCCUUCGACUUCUGCAGAGUUCUUCGUGCGCCAGACUUAUGUCGCAAGCGAUUGCAGGUGGAUGUCACUUCGCAAGGAGCACUUCGUAUGCGACGAUGAGACUGCAUUUUCACAGGAACCACAUCAGUCAUAUGUGGUCGGCGAUACUGUAUUGGUCGCGACAAAUAGUAUGCAGCUAGAGACGUUCGUCAUUGAAUAUUAUCUCCAAGAUCCUCAGUAUGCUCGGAUGCGACGGUUAUGGCGACGAAAGGAUGUGGAUAAAGAUGCCCGCUCAGCGCCGCCAAAUGAGCUAGUUUACUCGGAGCAUUUUGUUGAUAUAAACACAAAAAGGAUUGACCGACGAUUUAUUGUAAGGGCGUUUGAAGUAGACGAAGAGAUUCCGCCGCCUUAUAACCGUAACGGAAGUGGUGACGCAUUCUUUAUCACGCAUAAACAGGUACAGGUAGAAGGUGUCACAGAGUACCGCCCCUUGGGUCACACGCAUUCAGAAUUAUUCCGCCAAGGCUUUAGCCAUAACAAAACGCCAAAACUCCGAGGCCUAGAUCUCUUUUGUGGUGGUGGCAAUUUUGGUCGUGGGAUUGAGGAUGGGGAUGCCGUGGAGAUGCGUUGGUGCAACGACUUAUGGGAAGGAGCAAUUCACUCGUAUAUGGCAAAUGCUGACCAUGAGCGUUGUGCACCGUUUCUAGGCUCUGUCGAUGAGUUGCUGGCUCAUGCCUUGAGCGGUGAUCCGAAGGUGCCUGCACCUGGAGAAGUCGAGUUUAUAUCUGCUGGGUCCCCAUGUCCUGGAUUUUCCUUAUUAACGGUCGACAAGACGACGGACCGUCAGCGAAAGAAUCAAUCGCUAGUUGCUUCCUUUGCCUCGUUUGUUGAACUCUACCGCCCCCUCUAUGGCGUCCUUGAAAAUGUCCCCACUAUGGUCAAUACCAGUUCUCUUCGGCACUCUUGCGUCUUUUCUCAAUUGGUAUGUGCCUUAGUCGGACUAGGGUAUCAAGUACAGGUCUUCUUCCUUGACGCGUGGUCGUUCGGGUCUGCUCAAAGUAGGAGCAGAGUAUUUCUUACUUUUACAGCCCCGGGCCUUCGCACGCCGAAGGCUCCAAACGCGUCACACUCUCAUCCUGAAAAAACCCAGCUCCAGAAGCUUGGUGAAAUGUCCUGUGGUCGCCCAUUCGACAGCCGGAAAACAGUUCCUACUCCCUUCAAAUUUAUCUCUAUAAAAGAGGCUGUAGGGGACCUACCAGAUGUGCAGGAUGCCAAGGCAGAUUACUGUGUUGGAUAUCCCGAUCAUCGACUUUCAAUGGGUUAUACACCACAGAUGCGAUUGCAGCUCCAGUAUAUACCAACACAUCCUUACAAGAUGAAUUUUGUCGAGGCAUGGAAACAGGGGAAUGGGGUCAUGACGGCAACAGAACGUCUCUUAUUUCCAGAAGAGGGCAAGGAAAGAACUAAGAUCUAUUCGAAAGGAUGGGGAAGAGUAGACCCAAAUGGGCUUGUUGGUACUCUUUCUACCACGUGCGCGCCGACCGACGCACGAAUUGGGCGAAUCAACCACUGGGAGCAAAACCGACCAAUGACGAUUAUGGAGGCCCGUCGCGCUCAAGGGUUCCUAGACCAUGAAGUAAUCGUUGGCAACCGUGCCGAUCAAUAUAAAGUCAUUGGGAACAGCGUAUCUAGACAUGUUGCGCUAGUUUUAGGCUUGGCAAUAAGGGAAGCCUGGAUAGGAACGCUGCUGGAUGAGGACCUUGGUGCAAACAUGCAGCCUCAGACCCUUACGACCUUGGACAUGACGUACACGGAUAGUUCCGAAGAAGUCUUGACGAUGUCUACGCCAUGUUCACUGGGAACGUUCACCCCAGCUACUAGCGAAUCUACUGAUGUAUCGGACGGCGAGAUACAUCGCAAACGAUCUCAGUCGAUUUAUAUAGAACUUGCCGCCAAGAAACGCCGGUUAAUCACCGAUGGCGGUGUUAUUAAAAUUGAAUAACUUUCAAGCUU
Molecule: messenger RNA, 3633 nt
Organism: Xylaria bambusicola
Lineage: Eukaryota; Fungi; Ascomycota; Sordariomycetes; Xylariales; Xylariaceae
Product: S-adenosyl-L-methionine-dependent methyltransferase
Exons: 3
Coding region: 227-3622 (1131 amino acids)
Cellular component (GO): nucleus
Molecular function (GO): methyltransferase activity; chromatin binding
Source: RefSeq, a predicted model, not a curated record